This is a messenger RNA of Caenorhabditis remanei, 1911 nucleotides long. RefSeq lists its product as uncharacterized. Gene Ontology annotation, biological process: ceramide biosynthetic process; sphingomyelin catabolic process; glycerophospholipid catabolic process. The record is from RefSeq and is a predicted model, not a curated record. The transcript is spliced from 10 exons. The coding region runs from base 1 to 1911 and encodes 636 amino acids. Lineage: Eukaryota; Metazoa; Nematoda; Chromadorea; Rhabditida; Rhabditidae. Gene Ontology annotation, molecular function: sphingomyelin phosphodiesterase D activity.
AUGUUUCAACAACGUCCGGCACCUACAGAACUCCCGCCAGUAGAUGAUGUCAUUGCGAUUUGUCGGGAUAUCAGUUCUAAUAUUAUUUCCACAGAAAGAAAUGUUCCUAUCGCCAAAUUGAUUAUUCAAAAACUUUUCCGAAAUCCACAUAUCGAUUUGUGUGCCAUCCUCCCUCCUCCACAACACUAUCAGGAAUCGCCAUACAAUCACAUUAACUCGCUUAUAAACGGAAAUUCGAUAUUCUUCGAAACCGUUCUGGAGGAUGAUCAGUUGUGCUCUGAUUUAUGGGAUAGCAUUCUACAUCAAUGCGAGGUUUCAGGGGCGCCAACAGACCCUGCGAAAGACUCGAUAUUAUUCCAAUUAGUCGCUCAAUAUGUUACUCGAAUGCUUCCUUGCGACGAAUCAGCUUCCACGUCUAUGUCAGUUCCACGUUCACCGAAAACUAUACAUCAAACCAUUCGCACGCCGCUUCAACUGUUCCGCGCCGAUUCUCCGCUUGUAAAUCGAAUUAGUAUUGAGGAUCGGAGUCAAAUUAUGUCGGUGACAAACGUCAGUUUCCAGCCGCGACUAGUUCAAAAUUUCUGCAGUUUUAUUGCCAAAACGUGCGAAACGGCUCAAUUCACCAAUGCAAAUCGAUUGCUGCUUAUUCGGUUCCUCUUGAAACAAUUCCACGUAUUCUGUCAGCACAGCACGGGAGACACUGAAGUUGACAGCUGGAAAUUAGAUCUGAUGGCUGCUGCUCCAUUCAAAUGGCCACUUUUAGACUUUUUCAAGAGUUCCAUAAGUCAAGUGCCCACAAGUACUGUUUUCAGGGAUAUUAUGAUGUGCUGGCUGACCUACGCGAGGCCAUGGCGAUAUCACAACAUGUCCAGCCCGUCAGAUUUCGCUCCGGCCGCAAAAUACAAACAGUUCUUCGAAAAGAACAUUGAAUUCUAUGAACUUGUGUUAGGAAAGAUAAUCAAAAAGUUCGCUGCAUUCGAAAUGUGCGAAGAACUGCUCACGUCGUUACGAGCAAUUGUAGAAUUCGCAUGGAGAGAACCACAGACUCUGUUGCUUCUUCAUGUUCAACUGGACAUUCAACCACACGUAUUCGAGUUGCUGAAACAGAUGCAAGUGGUUGUCCGAACUCAUAUGAGAAUCAUUCAGAGUGAAAAUGCGAAGAACUCCGGGUUCUGGGGUUCACUUUUCCCUAGCGCCGAGAUACCAAGAAUUGCUUCGAGUGAACGGAUUUGCAACGAUCUGUUGACACUUUUAAAAGACAGUGAUUCCUAUGUUGGAACGCAUUUGAUGUCGGAAAUGGAAGUGACUCAAGUUGGGGGAGAUGCCAAUCAAACUGUGGAUUACGCCAGGGAUCGACAUUGUCUAUCUCUUCUCAACGAAACACCGAAAUCUGGUCUUGGUUUACCCGACCAUUUCAUCGAUUCCCCUACGAAUCACAUGGUUCUCACCCCAAUCGGACAACGACAAGUUUUGAAUCGCGAGAAACGAUUCGACUUCUCGAGAUGUGCCAAAGACGACCCUAAAGCUCCUCCACGAAGUUACGAGUUGGCACCAGCUGUUCGAUUAACUAAUGCGUUGGCACAAAAGCUGAACGAAUUUUCGUUCGUUCGGAGUAUUGGAGAGCAUUAUUCAGAGAAGACUGUUAUUGGUGCAAUCGUCCGUAAAGUGAUGUAUCCACCGGUCCCAAAUCUCGAUCCAAAUGCAACAGUCCCUGCGUACUCUGCACGAGUCGUACGAUCUCCUCCAUUACUUCGGCUUCGAUUUUUCGCCAGCUACAUGUCAAUAAUCGGGAUCGGCUGGGUCAUUCUCGCUUACAACUACGGAAACAUCUUCACCAUCGUCUCGGUCAUUGUGUUCGCUCUCAUCCUCUCGGUACUAUACCUCGCUCAAAUUGAUUCCGGGUCUUAUUGA